CUUCCCACAUAUCAUCCCGAUCAGUCUCUGCAAAGCGAUUGCCGAAUGACAGUACGUUAAAUAGACCCGUGGUAAGACUGGUUAAGACUUUGGAAGACCUCGAAGACGCAAGACGCGAUGGAGACAUUAACAUAGAGGAAGGACCACUAGACAACGGCGUAGAUGGUGGUGUAGCAGACGGUGUAGCAGAUGGUGUAGUUGACGGUGUAUCAGACGCAAACGGAGUAGAUGGUGUAAUAGCAGAUGUCGGCGCCGACAGUGGAACAGACAGUGUUAUUGGCGACGGUGAAGAGAAAAUCAACGACAAAGACAAGGAUGACGAUGAUGUGCCCUUGCUGUAUACGUGUAAAGUUGUUGGGGAAUGCACGCCUUGCAAUAUAUUUGAGACUAAAACUCAAGAAUAUUGCAUAGAGUUUGGGAACAAGGAAAAAUUAGAAUGCAAGUAUAAUCGUCCAACAACAAACGAAACGGAUUUAUCGUUACUGCCGGAAUUCCGUCCUUGUCGGCGAGUGAAGCUAUUAGAGAACACACGAUUUCUCAAAUUCCAGCAUCAAUGGCAAUUGCGUGUGUUGUCUACAGACGGCGCAAAUUGGCGGCAGAAGGCUAUAGGAGACUUGCUCAAAGAAUAA
Molecule: messenger RNA, 629 nt
Organism: Paraglomus occultum
Lineage: Eukaryota; Fungi; Glomeromycota; Glomeromycetes; Paraglomerales; Paraglomeraceae
Source: the annotation of a GenBank genome assembly